This is a messenger RNA of Fraxinus pennsylvanica, 453 nucleotides long. The record is from the annotation of a GenBank genome assembly. Lineage: Eukaryota; Viridiplantae; Streptophyta; Magnoliopsida; Lamiales; Oleaceae.
AUGGAAUCUGUGCCAGCAACUCUAUACAAUGGAAUCAAAGGAUACUGGAAGAGAAACGGAUACGAAAGGCUAAAUGGAACCGCCGGUCGGAAAAGGAAGAUCCGAGUAGUGAAGUUAACUUCUGCGGACGGUGCGAACCGCCGGCGAAGGCGGUUCUGGAGGGUAAAGUUGAAACCUAGUCUGAAAUUGAAGCUCAAGUUUUCGCCUAAAAGGUUGUUGCGCCGGCUCCGAGAUGCAUACGUGAACAUGAUGAUGAAGAUUGCUAACACGCCGGGGAUCACCGGCGCUGGCGGGUUCCCAGGGGGUGGCGUGAGUGGAUUUGGGAGGGGAACGAUGAAAGAGUAUGAUGAGAGGAUAAUUACUGAGAUUUACAAAUCGGUUUUAAUGGCACAGAGUCGACCGGUGCCCCGUGAAGCGACCCGAAUUGGAUCCGAAAUCAUCUCCCAACGGUAA